This is a messenger RNA of Acanthosepion pharaonis, 1179 nucleotides long. The record is from the annotation of a GenBank genome assembly. Lineage: Eukaryota; Metazoa; Mollusca; Cephalopoda; Sepiida; Sepiidae.
AUGUUCUACUAUUUCUUUCUGUCUCUUUUGACUUUCUUUCUUUUAUAUUCACCUUGGUCUGGUGUCCAGUAUUUAUUUAUUUCUGUUCUCCUGUCUAUUCUUUCUUUCUUUCUUUCUUUCUUUCUUUCUUUCUUUCUUUCUUUCUUUCUUUCUUUCCCUCUUGCUCUGUUCUUUUGUGUAUUGUUUGUUUGUUUCUUUCUUUCUUUUACCUUGCUCUAUUCUCCUAUCUAUUCUUUCUUUCUUUCUUUCUUUCUUUCUUUCUUUCUUUCUUUCUUUUCCACUUGCUCUGUUCUUUUGUCUAUUGUUUGUUUGUUUCUUUCUUUCUUUUACCUUGCUCUAUUCUCCUAUCUAUUCUUUCUUUAUUUCUUUCUUUCUUUUUACUCCUCUGGCUCUGUUCUCCUGUCUAUUAUUUCUUUCUUUUGUAUUUCUUGUUCUCUUCUCCAGCAUAUUCUUUCUUUCUUUCUUUCUUUCUUUCUUUCUUUCUUUCUUUCUGUGUUUGUUUCUAUCAUUCUUUUUUUUUAUUUUCCUCUUCUCUAUUCUUCUGUGUAUUGUUUGCUUGUUUCUUUUUAUUCCCUCAUUCUGUUUUCCUUUCUUUCUUUCUUUCUUUCUUUCUUUCUUUCUUUCUUUCUUUCUUUCUUUCUUUCUUUCUUUCUUUUCCUCUUGCUCUGUUCUUUUGUCUAUUGUUUGUUUGUUUCUUUCUUUUCUUUUUCUCUAUUCUCCUAUCUAUUCUUUCUUUCUUUCUUUCUUUCUUUCUUUCUUUCUUUCUUUCGUUCUUUCUUUCUUUCAUUCUUUCUUUUCUACUUGCUCUGUUCUUUUGUCUAUUGUUUGUUUGUUUCUUUCUUUCUUUUACCUUGCUCGAUUCUCCUAUCUAUUCUUUCUUUCUUUCUUUCUUUCUUUCUUUCUUUCUUUCUUUCUUUUUUCUUUCUUUUUCAUUCUUUCUUUUCCACUUGCUCUGUUCUUUUUGUCUAUUGUUUGUUUCUUUCUUUCUUUCUUUUACCUUGCUCGAUUCUCCUAUCUAUUCUUUCUUUAUUUCUUUCUUUCUUUUUACUCCUCUGGCUCUGUUCUCCUGUCUAUUAUUUCUUUCUUUUGUAUUUCUUGUUCUAUUCUCCAGUAUAUUUUUUCUUUCUUCCUUUCUUUCUUUCUUUCUUUCUUUCUUUCUUUCUUUCUUUCUUUCUUUAA